Molecule: messenger RNA, 917 nt
Organism: Momordica charantia (bitter melon)
Lineage: Eukaryota; Viridiplantae; Streptophyta; Magnoliopsida; Cucurbitales; Cucurbitaceae
Source: RefSeq, a predicted model, not a curated record
UCACCUCUCCUUUCUCACUCUUUUCACCUACAGAGCCAUGUCCGACGAGGAGCAUCACUUCGAGUCGAAGGCCGACGCCGGAGCUUCCAAGACUUAUCCUCAGCAGGCCGGGACCAUCCGUAAGAAUGGUUACAUUGUCAUCAAGGGCAGGCCUUGCAAGGUUGUUGAGGUUUCAACCUCUAAGACUGGAAAGCACGGCCAUGCUAAAUGUCACUUUGUUGGAAUUGACAUUUUCACUACUAAAAAGCUGGAAGAUAUCGUCCCCUCUUCCCACAACUGUGACGUUCCCCAUGUCAGUCGCACUGACUACCAGCUCAUUGAUAUCUCUGAAGACGGAUUUAUUAGCCUGCUAACGGACAGUGGUAGCACCAAAGAUGACCUGAGGCUUCCAACCGAUGAGAGUCUUCUGUCCCAGAUCAAGGAUGGAUUUAAUGAGGGGAAGGAUCUGAUUGUGACUGUCAUGUCUUCAAUGGGAGAGGAGCAAAUUUGCGCUCUCAAGGACAUUGGCCCGAAAUAGAGUUCCCUUUACAAAUGCAGCAAACUCUUCAAAACAAAAUCCAGAUGUUCUUGUCCACAGUCAUUUGACAUGUCUGAGAAGCUUGGUUUGCUGCCCCCACCGGAAUAUUCUCGAGUAGCGGUGUCUUUUACUCUAGAUAAUAUUUAUUUUUCUCCUCCUGAUUGCUGUUUGACUUUGAAGUUGUUUCUUGGUUAGUCUUCAGUCAUUAAAGUAUGUAAACUUCAUAGUUGCUAUGGUUGUUUAGAAGUUAUAGGAUAGAAUCAUCGUUUCUGAGGAAGUAUUAUAUUUAGUUACCAAUAGUAGUGGUUUCUUUAUUGUUAUAUUGCUUAUUAUGUUGCAAUUUUCUUUGCCGGUGGCUUUGUGAAGCUUGAUUUUAUGCCUUCUUGGGGCAUUCAAAUUA